Messenger RNA from Saimiri boliviensis boliviensis (Bolivian squirrel monkey), 2217 nucleotides. The record is from RefSeq and is a predicted model, not a curated record. Lineage: Eukaryota; Metazoa; Chordata; Mammalia; Primates; Cebidae.
AAUCACAGCUUCAUGAUGGCAGUGGGUGAGCCCCUGGUGCACAUGAGGGUCACUCUUCUGCUGCUCUGGUUUGGGGUGUUUUUGUCCAUUUCUGGCCACUCUCAGGCCAGGCUCUCCCAGGAUUUCACUUCCUCAGAAGUGGUAAUCCCUUUAAAGGUGAUCAGCAGGGGCAGAGGUGCAAAGGCUCCUGGAUGGCUCUCCUAUAGCCUGCGGUUGGGGGGACAGAGAUACACUGUCCACAUGAGGGUAAAGAAGCUGUUGUUUGCCACACAUCUCCCUGUGUUCACCUACACGGAGCAGCAUGCCCUCCUCCAGGAUCAGCCCUUCAUCCAGGAUGACUGCUACUACCAAGGUUAUGUGGAGGAGGUCCCUGAGUCCUUGGUUGCACUUAGUACCUGUUCUGGGGGAUUUCUUGGAUUGCUACAGAUAAAUGACCUUUUUUAUGAAAUCAAGCCAAUUAGUGUUUCUGCCACUUUUGAACACCUAGUACAUAAGAUAGACAGUGAUGAUACACAGGUUCCACCUAUGAGAUGUGGGUUAACAGAAGAGAAAAUAGCACGCCAGUUGGAGUUGCAAUUGUCAUAUAAUUUCACUCUGAAGCAAAGUUCUUUUGUUGGUUGGUGGACCCAUUGGCGGUUUGUUGAACUGGUAGUGGUCGUGGAUAAUGGUCGAUACCUUUUUUCUCAAAGUAAUGCAUCAAUAGUGCAGCAUGAAGUAUUUAAUGUUAUCAAUAUAGUGGAUUCCUUCUAUGAUCCUUUGGAGGUUGAUGUAAUUUUGACUGGAAUUGAUAUAUGGACUUCAUCAAAUCCACUUCCUACCACUGGAGACCUAGAUACUGUUUUAGAAGAUUUUGCUAUUUGGAAGAUUUAUAGCCUUAAUAAUAGACUACAACAUGAUGUUGCACAUCUUUUCAUAAAAGAGAUGCAAGGCAUAAAGCUUGGUGUUGCCUUUGUUAAUGGAAUAUGCCAGAUUCCUUUUAAUUGUGGAGUUGAUGUUUUUGAAGACAAUAGGUUUGUCAUGUUUGCAAUUACUUUUGGCCAUGAGCUUGGUCAUAAUUUGGGUAUGCACCACGACACUGAAUGGUGUGUGUGUGAGCUACGGUGGUGCAUAAUGUAUCCCUACAGACAGUUGACAACUAAAUUUAGCAACUGCAGCUAUGCCUAUUAUUGGGAUAGUACUAUCAGUAAUGGAUUAUGUAUUUACCCUCCUCCAUAUCCAGGGAAUAUCAUUAGACUGAAGUACUGUGGGAAUCUAGUGGUUGAAGAAGGAGAGGAAUGUGACUGUGGAACCACACAGCAGUGUGCAAAAGAUCCCUGUUGUCUGUUAAACUGUACUCUAAGUCCUGGAGCUGCUUGUGCUUUUGGAUUGUGUUGCAAAGACUGCAAAUUUCUGCCACCAGGAACUUUAUGUAGACAACAAGUUGGUGAAUGUGAUCUUCCAGAGUGGUGCAAUGGAACAUCCCAUCAAUGCCCAGAUGAUGUGUAUGUGCAGGACGGGAUCUCCUGUAAUGUCAAUGCCUUCUGCUAUGAAAAGACAUGUAAUAACCAUGAUAUACAAUGUAAAGAGAUUUUUGGCCAAGAUGCAAGGAGUGCAUCUCAGAGUUGCUAUGAAGAAAUCAACACCCAAGGAAACCGUUUUGGUCACUGUGGUAUUGUAGGCACAACAUACGUAAAAUGUUGGCCCUCUGAUAUCAUGUGUGGGAGGGUUCAGUGUGAAAAUGUAGGAAUCAUUCCCAAUCUGAUGGAGCAUUCUACAGUGCAGCAGUUUCACCUCAAUGACACCACUUGUUGGGGCACUGAUUAUCAUUUAGGGAUGUCUAUACCUGAUAUUGGUCAGGUGAAAGAUGGCACGGUAUGUGGUCCAGAAAAGAUCUGCAUCCGUAAGAAGUGUGCCAAUAUGGUUCGUCUGUCACAAGCCUGUCAGCCUCAGACCUGCAACAUGAGGGGAGUCUGCAACAAUAAACAACACUGUCACUGCAACCAUGAAUGGGCACCUCCCUACUGCAAGGACAAAGGCUAUGGAGGUAGUGCUGAUAGUGGCCCACCUCCUAAGAACAACGUAGAAGGAUUAAAUGUGAUGGGAAAGUUGGGUUACCUGUUAUUAUUGUGCCUUCUUCCUUUGAUUCCUUUUUUAUUAUGUUGCUUGCUUGUGCUUUUUAAGAAACGUACAAAAAGUAAAAAAGAUGAAGGAGAAGAGAAAUGGGGAACAGAAGACUAA